Molecule: messenger RNA, 753 nt
Organism: Staurois parvus
Lineage: Eukaryota; Metazoa; Chordata; Amphibia; Anura; Ranidae
Source: the annotation of a GenBank genome assembly
CUUAAGCUGCCCAUACAUUAUUCAAUUUCCUUUAGCUUCACCUUCAACUGUUUAGUGCAGGGGCCUUCAAGGCACCCUCUAAAGAUCUGGACAGUCCCGAGGCACCCUCUAAAAUUAUGGACAGUCCCGAGGCACCCUCUAAAAUUAUGGACAGUCCCGAGGCACCCUCUAAAAUUAUGGACAGUCCCGAGGCACCCUCUAAAAUUAUGGACAGUCCCGAGGCACCCUCUAAAAUUAUGGACAGUCCCGAGGCACCCUCUAAAAUUAUGGACAGUCCCGAGGCACCCUCUAAAAUUAUGGACAGUCCCGAGGCACCCUCUAAAAUUAUGGACAGUCCCGAGGCACCCUCUAAAAUUAUGGACAGUCCCGAGGCACCCUCUAAAAUUAUGGACAGUCCCGAGGCACCCUCUAAAAUUAUGGACAGUCCCGAGGCACCCUCUAAAAUUAUGGACAGUCCCGAGGCACCCUCUAAAAUUAUGGACAGUCCCGAGGCACCCUCUAAAAUUAUGGACAGUCCCGAGGCACCCUCUAAAAUUAUGGACAGUCCCGAGGCACCCUCUAAAAUUAUGGACAGUCCCGAGGCACCCUCUAAAAUUAUGGACAGUCCCGAGGCACCCUCUAGAAUUAUGGACAGUCCCGAGGCACCCUCUAGAAUUAUGGACAGUCCCGAGGCACCCUCUAGAAUUAUGGACAGUCCCGAGGCACCCUCUAGAAUUAUGGACAGUCCCGAGGCACCCUCUAAAAUUAUGGACA